AUGAGUGACCAAAUAUCAUCAUGGAAUAUUGUACACAAGCUGGAGAAAAAGAAGCUCCUGAUUGCGAUCAAUUGUGUUGCUGCUUUGUCAAUCCUCUUCUUUGGUUAUGACCAGGGAAUGAUGGGCGGAGUAAACAACGCCAAGGACUACAUCGAUCUGAUGGGCUUUGGUUACACCGAGAUGAAAGAUGGCCAGCCUACUCCAGUUGUCACAAAUAGUUUGUUACAGGGAGGAAUUGUCUCCGUCUACUAUCUCGGGACGCUCUGCGGAUGCCUCCUUGGUGGAUGGAUCGGAGACUCUAUCGGUAGAAUCAAGACUAUUGCUUCGGGCGCUGUGUGGGCCAUCUUUGGAGCCGCGCUGCAAUGCUCAGCACAGAAUCACAACUGGAUGAUUUGUGCCCGUUUCAUCAACGGCAUUGGCACCGGUAUUCUGAACGCAAUCGUGCCGGUCUGGGCUACAGAGACUGCUGAACACACUUCUCGCGGACAGUUCAUCGCCAUCGAGUUUACCCUCAACAUUUUCGGUGUCGUUCUAGCGUACUGGCUGGAAUUCGGUCUAUCUUUCAUCGAUGGCGGAAAAUCUCCCUUCCGUUGGAGAUUUCCAAUCGCCUUUCAGAUUAUCUUCCUGCUCGUGCUAUUCGCAGCUGUCUGGUUCUUCCCAGAGUCCCCAAGAUGGCUAGUCAAGGUUGGACGGGAGCAGGAAGCGCGCUACAUCCUACAACGCCUCCGUGGCAGCAGUGGCGAUGACGCAGUCCGAGCCGAAGCCGAGUUCCGUGACAUCCAAAGCGUGGCGGAGCUUGAGAAGACGAUAAACCAUAGCAAUUCCUACCUUUCCAUGCUUUUCGGCUACAAGAGCGGGAAGUUGCAUCUGAAACGCCGUGUGCAACUGGUCAUCUGGCUGCAGAUCAUGCAGGAAUGGGUCGGCAUCGCCGGUGUCACAGUUUAUGCCCCGACUAUUUUCAGCAUUGCCGGGUUCGAUUCGAUGAAAAGUCAGUGGAUCAGUGGUCUGAACAACGUUUUCUACAUGUUCGCGACACUUAUCUGUGUCUUCACCCUCGAUCGUAUUGGCCGUAGGUGGACCCUCUACUGGGGAUCCGUCGCCCAAGGAAUCGCCAUGUUUCUUGCUGGAGGCUUCUCCAGGCUCGCCAUCAAUGCUAGGGAGGCCGGAGAUGUGAGCAAAGCAAGCUCAUACGGUGCGGCCGCUGCAUCGAUGAUCUUCAUCUUCACCUCAGUCUUCGGCGCCACAUGGCUCACCGUCCCCUGGAUCUACCCCGCAGAAAUCUUCCCCCUAGCAGUCCGCGCCCGAGGAAACGCCUGGGGCGUGGUAGGAUGGAGUAUCGGAAACGGCUGGCUGACCCUCCUUUGCCCGGUGAUGUUCAGCUCCAUCGGCGAAAAGACCCUGUACAUCUUCGCCAUCAGCAACGUCAUUACAAUCCCCAUGGUCUGGGCUCUCUACCCGGAAAGUAACCAGCGGACACUGGAGGACAUGGACCUGCUUUUCGCGGCUGAGACGCCCUGGGUGUGGGAUGCGGAGCGGACCUUUGCGCGUCUCAAGGCUGAGAACCCUGGGUAUAUUGAUACUGCCGGCCGGAAGAACAGUCUCCUGGAUUCUGAGGCGGGUGCUGGUAAGCCCGCUGCUCAGACUACACAGCAUGAGGAAAAUGUUUCGUCCGAGUAG
Messenger RNA from Aspergillus lentulus, 1677 nucleotides. RefSeq names its product sugar transporter STL1. The record is from RefSeq and is a predicted model, not a curated record. Gene Ontology annotation, molecular function: carbohydrate:proton symporter activity. Gene Ontology annotation, cellular component: membrane. Gene Ontology annotation, biological process: carbohydrate transport; transmembrane transport. Lineage: Eukaryota; Fungi; Ascomycota; Eurotiomycetes; Eurotiales; Aspergillaceae.